UCUUUCCAUUCAUAUUCUUGUGUUCUGGUAAUUUAUAAUUCGCUAUUUCGUAAUGUGCGAAAGAUUCAGUCGUAGACGUGUACUGUUCGUCCUCUGUUUUCCACAACUAACUUCUGACUUUUUUGUGCAAUCGGUUCGUCUCGGGCGAAGACUUCUGACUAGAUUGAGAUAGAGAUAGCGAUUUUUAGGGUUUGGUUAACCUUAUGCCACGACUGACGAAAUCCUCGUUUAAUUAUCGCCUCGGUUUUGAAUGUUCAAACGAGAGAUUAUGAACAGUCAAAGAGUCAAGUCUAUGUAACGACUGGUCAAUUGGGGGAAGUUUUGGAUCUCUACAAUUUCAUUGUAAAUUUCCUGAGGAUGUCCCCACCUUGGUUUUUAUUCUUUUUCUCUCGGUGUGUUUCUUGGAAACUUCCAUAUCUGGAUUUGAUCACCACUUGGAUUUGGGAGGAGUUCAACGUGGAAAACCUAGAAACCAUAAACAAUUCGGAGAGGUAGAUUUGGAGAUCGAGGUGGGUUUUCUGGUAGUGUGAAUAUGGAAUUUCAUAUGGGGUUGUUCUGUUCUUUCAUUUUGUCCUUUGUUCUUUCUUAUCUAGUAGCACAUCCUUUGGCUCGGAAUGAUACUAGUUUUGUUCGUCCAGAUUGCCCGCCCUUCGAUUGUGGAAAUUUUGGCUUCUUAGGAUUCCCUUUUAACAACGAAACGCUUACUGAUUGCGGAUUAUACACAGUUAGAAACUGCUCAGGAGAGCCAAAAAUCCAGCUGAAACGUGAACGAGAUGUAUGGUUCGAUGUUGUUAGCAUAUCUCAGGCUAAUGUCAUCCAUAUCGAUGACACGGAACUUCAAAAGCAAAUAAACUCUCGCAAUUGUUCAAUUCUGGACGAUCUGUCUCUUCCGACUUCUCCUUCAUCUUCUUUAUCCACAAACAAUAAUAUUACUUUAUACAAUUGCACAGAUAAUCCUGGAGGUGCUUUUCCUCUUUUCAUCAGUAAAUUUAGCUGCCCUGGUAUUUAUUCAGUCCUCAACUCUGGUACUCCUCCAAACUGUUCCACUUCCAAUUCUAGAUUUUUAGUUCCAGCUCUCCCGGUUGGUCCCAAUAAUUCUGUUCUUGAGUUUACUGCUGAUUUCCAACUGCGAGUGACCGUAUCUAGUAUAUGUUAUGACUGUUUCCGUGAAGGAGGCCAAUGCUCGAUUACCAAUGAAAAAUUUGUGUGUAAGGAUGGAAAACGAGAAGCAAGCAAAGAUAAAAGUAGAAUGAGCUUGUGGAUAGGACUAGGUGUUGGAGUCCUAGGUGUAAAUCUGCUUAUGCUAUUAUUUGCUCUUUGGUACUGCAAAAAAAGGCGUGCUGCUCCAACAAUGCUAACAAGGAAUAUAUCUUGUGAACCCUACUCAAAAUUCGACCUGGAAGAUGGUGGCGUGUGCUUUGAAGUUCCUGUUUUCUCAUAUGGCGAACUUGAAAUGGCCACUAACAAAUUUGAUCGUGAUAAAGAACUUGGAGAUGGUGGUUUUGGAACCGUAUACCAUGGGAAACUCCUUGAUGGCCGGGAAGUUGCCGUGAAGCGCCUAUAUCAACAUAACUAUAGACGAGUAGAGCAAUUCAUGAAUGAGGUUAAAAUUCUCACCCGCCUUCGCCAUAAAAAUCUGGUCUCCCUUUAUGGAUGCACUUCAAAACGCAGUCGUGAACUUCUUCUUGUUUAUGAAUUUGUCGCAAAUGGUACUGUUGCUGAUCAUCUUCAUGGCGAACAAGCAAGUUUUAGCUUGCUCACAUGGCCUAUUCGGAUGUCCAUCGCUAUUGAAACAGCAAGUGCUCUAGUUUAUCUCCACGCUUCUGAAAUCAUUCAUCGUGAUGUGAAGACUACUAACAUUCUCUUGGACAGUAAUUUUUCCGUCAAAGUCGCUGAUUUUGGUCUCUCUAGACUAUUCCCAAACGACGUUAGUCAUGUCUCGACUGCUCCUCAAGGCACCCCUGGUUACGUUGAUCCUGAGUAUUAUCAGUGUUAUCAGCUUACAACCAAGAGCGAUGUUUAUAGUUUUGGUGUCGUCUUAAUCGAGCUUAUAUCGUCAAUGCCAGCUGUUGAUAUAACAAGGCAUCGGCACGAGAUUAAUUUGUCUAACUUAGCAGUGGACAAAAUUUUAAGACAGGAAAUUGAUGAGCUGAUUGAUCCAUGCCUCGGGUAUCAAUCAGACGAAAAGGUUCGACGCAUGAUAUUGGCAGUGGCUUGGCUAGCUUUUCUAUGUCUGCAGCAAGACAAGGAAAGGAGACCAACAAUGGAAGAAGCGCUGGAAACUUUAAAGAGGAUUGAGAGUGGGGAAGAAAGCGAGAAUUUGCAGGAUAAUAGUGCACUGUCGAAGAGCUAUGAUCCAGCUCCUUCUCCAGAGUAUGAUGAAGUUGAAUUGUUGAAGAAUAAGAGGCAGCAGCUGUUGUCCCCUACUUCUGUUGCUGAUAAAUGGAUCAGCUCAACCUCAUUUGUUAGUGCUUCUACUUCUCUAUCAUCUAUUUCCUAAUUCUUUCCUUCUCUUUCUUUUUGUUUUAGUUUAAUGAUAAAAAUUUAGAUUAUGAUAAUGUUAGGGAGAAAUACAAUACAUAUUUAGCUCCCUCUGGAAAACAAAACAUAAUAAUGUUGCAUGUAUAUCUGUGAAUCAAUUUUGGCAACUAUAUACAAGGUAGGGAAUGUACAUUUACAUAUAAGAACUAUUGAGAAAUCGUUCAGCUGUACAAACAAAGAUCAUACUCUCUUUUUUUCUUCUUGAAUUGAAUAUGGGCCAAACUUAGGCUUGGAUUUUGUUAGA
Molecule: messenger RNA, 2785 nt
Organism: Cucurbita moschata (crookneck pumpkin)
Lineage: Eukaryota; Viridiplantae; Streptophyta; Magnoliopsida; Cucurbitales; Cucurbitaceae
Product: LEAF RUST 10 DISEASE-RESISTANCE LOCUS RECEPTOR-LIKE PROTEIN KINASE-like 1.2
Exons: 4
Coding region: 533-2500 (655 amino acids)
Biological process (GO): protein phosphorylation
Molecular function (GO): protein kinase activity; polysaccharide binding; ATP binding
Source: RefSeq, a predicted model, not a curated record